AGCUCUCACUUGAACUUAAAACUGAAUUUUACCGAAAGACAAGAUCGUGUCACCAUGCUUCGCCGAAGAAAGUAUCAACUAAUUCAGUUCCUGGUCAUAUCAAUAGCAGCAAUGAUAUUGCUCCUUAUCUUCCAUAAUACAACGGAACCCAACAUACUCUAUCAGCCAGAUAUGCUCCCGUAUCGUAUACAACUGAGUGAGAUUCAAGGGGAAUUGGUUUGGCCAAUACAUGAUGUCAGUGUCGGACUGCCUAUCAGUCACAUCCGGGACCUUGGUGAGAACAAAUCACGUGUUCUUCUGGUUAUAAUUGUAUCAACAGCACCAUUGAGAAGAGAAAGAAGAGAAGCUAUCCGACAGACGUGGUGGAAACAUUGCAAAGCCGAAGAGGUAAAUGGAGAAGAGCGUAAGGGUUUGCGGUGAUGCGGUUUUGCGGAAAUUUUUAUUUCAAGUUGCAGUAUUGCAGUUUUACAAAACCAAGCGGUUUUGCGGUAUUUAGAAAUUUUCGGGUAAUUCCAAAGCGGUUUGCAAAGUUUCUUAUGUUUUUCUGUGCGGUGUUUAUACGUAUUUUUGUGUGGUUUUGCGGUAUUCGUGCCCCCUUACGUCCCCCUCUAUAUGGUGAAUUUCUUACGUAAUUGCUUGUAGUACCUCGUAGAUAAAACUACAGUGACCAGAUUAUGAAAACAUACAGCUGGAUGAUCUUUAAGUUUGAAAUAUAUCCUGUUUUAGAGAGUUUCAGGAUACAAAAAACAAACAACAAACGAAGGCAACGUUAAGAGUUUAUAGAGGGGUCAGGAUAUUUAGCGAUAGAUAUUACGAGCCUGGAGGAGUAUUCCUUUAUGAAAUGUCUGGGGUGCUUGGCAAAAAAUUCCAACAUCAGUCCCAAAUGAAAACAUAAAACUUGCGUUAAAGGUGUGGCACAAAAUUUUUAACCCUAAAGAGGUACCUAACAAAUCAAUUGAGGGACUGAUAGUUACUAUUAUGGUCUGGGUCGACAUCCUUACAGCCCCCCUCAAAAGUUACAGCUACAGCUCCUGACUCGUCCCCAGUCUUCUCUGUUUAGAUCGAACGUGGAGAGGGGAACACGAAAAGCGUGACCAAAGAGAGGGCGAGGGGUGAUGGGAAGGACGAAAAUGAAAGGGAGAGAGAGUCUCCCCAGGCCUCUUUCUCCUUCUUAUCACCCCUCGCUCUCUCCUUUACCACGUUUCUAGUUGGUAUUAAUAGUAGACUGAGAGACGACUGGUAACCAGUCAGGCCACAGCUCUUCAGGUGUUCGAGUUAGAAAAAUGAUCUAAUGUACUAGUCUUUCAUGUCGCAUUUUCUCUUUGUAGGUCGCUUGUCAUUUCUUCACAGAUGGACGAGUAGUGAACACGAAAAUCCAGCGAAGUCUUUUAAAAGAAAGAUCACUUUAUGGAGACAUGGAAUUUCAACCGUUACUGGGCGGGAUAGAAUUUGGAUUACGCUUUCUGUACCACGCGAAGUGGACCGCGGCUAGAUACGACUUUCAGUACUUCCUUCGAGUGGACGAUGAUUACUUUGUAUGUCUUGAGAAGUUGCUUAAUGAGUUGCCGCUACGUCCUAAAGAAAAUCUUGUUUGGGGAAAUUUUCACUGCGAAAUAAAUGGCUCAUGGAUCGACGAGUCUUGGAUGGUGUUCUCACGUGAUAUCGUGGAGACUUUUUUGACGCAAGACGCGCGCACGAUGCUAUGUCACCCUCACGCUGACCAGCAAAUUGCUUUAUGGCUCAACAAAAUCUCUGAUAAGUUGUAUUUUCAUGACCACAGACUUAAUCAUUGGGUGCCUGAUACAUUUGACUGGCAGGCCAAGAACAUUUGUGAUAAGUACUUGGGUGUUCAUAAAGCAUUUGCCCCACGGAUGUUGCAGCUGGGGAAAGCCAGCGGAGAUGGCCCGCAAGAGGUUCCUCCAGUAUCUAACUUCUCUGUGUAUUGCGACCUCAAAACGUUUGACUAUAAGAUGUUCGAUCCUAGUUCAAUCUUUUUCUACGAACCCAAGCCUUGUGUUGAUAAUUUCUUGUGGGUAAAAAAUCAUCGUUUGUGGAUCGGACAGGAGGGCAAGGUCAAUACUUGA
Porites evermanni is the source of this 2084-nucleotide messenger RNA. NCBI's taxonomy places the organism in Eukaryota, Metazoa, Cnidaria, Anthozoa, Scleractinia, Poritidae. The record is from the annotation of a GenBank genome assembly.